AAUGCAAACGUUCCGAUGCCUUUGCUUGGUUAUGGGUGGAGCCGAUUUACUAUUUACAGCUAAAGUACCAUACGAAGCCAGCAAGUUUGUACUUAAGGAUUUAGCAAAAAACUAUGCGAAAACGGCUGUAAGAGAACUUAAUAAGCGAAACGCAUCAAAUGCUUUCGAUGAUUGGGUAUGGUGGAUAUUUAGGGAUUUACCUUUUUCUCAUCUAGUCAGAAUAUUUGAUUGUUUUCUCGUUGACGGAAGAAAGUUUCUGUAUAGAGUAGCUCUUGUCCUCCUCAAACUGUUUUUCAAGUCAAACGUAAAUAAAGAGGAUAGCUUGAAGAUUUCUGAUCAAAUGAGGCACUUCUUUAGCGAAAUACCCUUAUCAGCAGAACAGUUGUUAAGGAAAAGUUACAAGAUAAGGUUGACAAGAGCUCAAGUCAGGAAGUUAGAGAAAAAGAAUGAGAUGUAUGUGAAAAGUUUACGCCAUCAAUCGUACGAUAAAAAUGCGCUGAAAAAAUCCGAAUCAUGCGAGUCGUUAAACAUAAAGGUUUCAAGGUCGUUUAGUGGCCCAAUAUUAUCCGUUUACGAUGAAACGGACCUAAAAGCGGAAAGACGAAGGUCUUUCCAAUCUCUCACAGCCUUGCCAUUUACAUCAAGUUCCUCCUUACUACUCGAUAUAGCUCACUGGCGCCAGAUUUACAGUUGGAUUCCAAUUCGUAUUUCUCUACUUAUUCCAAAACUACUCUAUUCCACAAUGGAAAAUGGCUCAAGUUUACAAAUGAUGUACUCUCUGAUUGAAGGAUAUGAACCAACUCUAAUAAUAGUCAAGACAACUCAAGGAUUCAUUAUCGGAGGUUAUUGUUCAGCUGACUGGGCUGAAAGGAAAACUUUUAAAAAUAGUAUGUCCUAUUUUGGUACUGGAGAGUCAUUUGUUUUUACAUUGGAGCCAAGCGCAAAGAAGUUUGCCUGGCAGGGUAUAGGCAAAACUAACGCUUCGAAUGAUACUCAAUACUUUCAGGCGGGAGAUAAUUCUAAAUUAACAAUAGGUGGAGGAGGUGGGGAAGCUCUACAAUUGGACGAAAAUCUUACUAAAGGACGAUCUGAAAAAUGUAGUACAUUUGAUAAUGAGCCACUAGUCGAAGACAGCGAUUUCGUCUGCAGUAUUGUCGAAGUGUUCGGAUUUAAUAGGGAUAAUUAA
This is a messenger RNA of Dimorphilus gyrociliatus, 1186 nucleotides long. Lineage: Eukaryota; Metazoa; Annelida; Polychaeta; Dinophilidae. The record is from the annotation of a GenBank genome assembly.